This is a messenger RNA of Schistosoma mattheei, 812 nucleotides long. The record is from the annotation of a GenBank genome assembly. Lineage: Eukaryota; Metazoa; Platyhelminthes; Trematoda; Strigeidida; Schistosomatidae.
GCUAUGCUAUUACAGUUGAAAAUUAAUUAUAAACAUUUGCCUGACUGCUUGUUUUUAUUCCAUGCUUCCCGUGAAAUUCUAGCGGAAUCCUGUAUGCAAAAUCCUAGUGAUAUAGUCUUGUCAACUGCAACACCGAAUGCAGAUAUUCAAUCCUAUCCUCAUAAAUCUAUUCAGCAUACUUCAAUCAAUAAUAUCGCCUCCAUAAAAGCUAGUGGUAGUCAGAUGUGCUCAUCGAUCAGUUGUAACAAUGAUCAAAAUACCGCAGAAUUGUCAGCGAAUUGUAGUGAAAACUUUAUUUCAAGAAGUUAUGUUAAUCGAUUUACAGCUUUGUCAGACGUCAUGAUUAAUUUGUAAUAAAUGUUCUUACUUAAAAUUUUCUUGUUGAUAUUCUCCUAAAUUGUACGGCAUAUUCAUUUUAGCAUAUUGUCAUUUACUAAUCGAAUAAUUAUGACAUAGAUAAAGAUAUUAAGUACCUCUAGUUGAAAGUCGAGUGUUUCAUUGUUUAGGUUCAAGUAAAUAUUUAGAAUGCAUUAUCUUUACACAUAUCUAUGAACUUUGAGCAACAUGUUAAAGUAUAUGACGGAAAUCGUUUGUGCACAUCACUCUAACAUUACGCGAAAAAAGACAACCGAAUAGCCUUACUUUUGAGAACUUCCAUAAGUGUUUUCGACAAUGAAAAAAUAGGGUAAACGGACUGCCACAGAUAGGCAGUAUUUGGGAAUAGAUAAGUUUAAAUAAAACCUGAAUUAAAUGAUAAAAACUAAUUUACAAUAUUUGCAUUUAAUUCCAAGACCUAAAACCUUUGGUAUUAG